AUGCUCGGAGUUUAGUUGUUUCCGAGACUUAAUCGAGAUGCUGGUGCUCGGGAUUGCAUUGCUGGCAGUUUCCUGUGCUCAAGGAGCGCAAGUGUACAUGCAGUUCAAUGGACAAGGGUACUCCUACAACACGGAUGGCGAUAGAUUGGACAGGAGUGUCGUUUCCCCCAGCUUUAGGGCAUCUUCUCUGGAUUCCUUUGGGCCACUAAACUUUGUGCAGCAGGCCUUGAGGACAAGACACAGUCCACUUCCCAGGAUUUCCUACAAUCCUGCACAGGAUAAUCUGGCAGAGGCAACUUCCUUGCUGAGUAGAGGCUACCAAGUAGCACCGACCAAUCAACUGAAGCCGCUGCAAAGCCACCGAAACUUUGAUUUCAGCACCGACCAGAUGUCGCAUGCCCAGCACACCGAUGAGGCGGGAAAUGUGUUGGGCAAGUACUCCUACUACGAUGAGGCUGGCUACCAUGAGCUGAGCUACAAGGCGGGCGCCGGCAUCGGAUUCGUGGUCAUGGGUGGCAAUUUGGCCAAGGCCACCGCCGCCGAACCGCACUCGGAAAUAGAAAUCGGAAACGGAAUCCAAACAAAUGCCUUGACAGGCCUGCAAGAGUUGCAUAAAUAUCGUGGCUACACGUAAAUAAAAUACAUUAGCUUAAA
Drosophila yakuba is the source of this 654-nucleotide messenger RNA. RefSeq lists its product as uncharacterized. The transcript has a single exon. Bases 38 to 634 code for a protein of 198 amino acids. Lineage: Eukaryota; Metazoa; Arthropoda; Insecta; Diptera; Drosophilidae. The record is from RefSeq and is a predicted model, not a curated record.